AUGGCUACCUUUAUAGGAAGAGACGAAGAACUCGGAGAGGUAAUGAAUAAAUACAUUAAGUCUGAUGUAAUCGUCAUUCACGGAUUGAAAGCUAUAGGAAAAUCGUCAAUAGCACGACGGUUUUGUGACUUGGUCGAUUGUAAAUCUAUUUGGGUAGAUUUAAAAAAUGUUGUUAAUUGUGAAGGAUUACUUAAAGCUUUAGGUCGUCAUUUUUUAUAUGAGGCCUUUACCAACGAGAGCCUUGACGAAAUGUUGGUUAUUCUCACAGAAAAUAUUGCCUACAGGAAAGCAUCUUAUCUAAUAAUUUUCGAUAAUGCUGAAGAUAUAUUCAACGAAAGUCAAUUUGAAUUUGCAAAUCACAUUAUUGAGAGUCUUGCUCGAACAAAAUACAUCAAAAUUUUGGUAACAUCUAUUACUUGUUUAUCGAUGUGGAGAGAAAAUUUCGAGGAUUUUCACUUACGUCCAAUGUGUCAUCAAGACUCUGUGAAAUUAUUUCGAUAUGUAUGUCCUUCACUGAUAGAGGCAACUAAAAUUGGAAAAAUCGUAGAACUUUGUGAGGGCAUCCCUCUGGCAUUAAUUCUGUCUGGAGCCGAAAUUGCAGAUGACAGUAACCCUCUGGAUGCAGAUGAUAUUAUUGAGCUUCUUAGUAGGAGCAGAUUAAGGAUACUGAGCUCGGAAUAUUACGUUCAAGACGAACGAGUAGAUUCAAUGUAUAAAGGAUUUUUGGAUCGCCUCUCAGCGACUUUAAAAGAACAUUUGGCGGUCAUUAACUACAUACCUGGAUCAUUUAACGAAGAAGAGGUCACGGAAAUUUUAGGUAUCUACUCCAAUACAUAUUUAUCUCCUUUAUUCAUCAAAUAA
Molecule: messenger RNA, 861 nt
Organism: Saccostrea echinata
Lineage: Eukaryota; Metazoa; Mollusca; Bivalvia; Ostreida; Ostreidae
Exons: 2
Coding region: 1-861 (286 amino acids)
Biological process (GO): defense response to fungus
Molecular function (GO): ATP hydrolysis activity
Source: RefSeq, a predicted model, not a curated record